This is a messenger RNA of Odocoileus virginianus texanus, 4357 nucleotides long. The record is from RefSeq and is a predicted model, not a curated record. NCBI's taxonomy places the organism in Eukaryota, Metazoa, Chordata, Mammalia, Artiodactyla, Cervidae.
CGUCUGACAUGGAUGUUACAUGAGCCACUUUUGAGAGCUGCACACAAGUAUGCGUGUCACUGCUGCGUUUCCCUGGGUGAACUAGAGGAAGAUGGAUGAGUCGGCCCUGCUGGAUCUGCUGGAGUGCCCUGUGUGCCUGGAGCGGCUGGAUGCCUCUGCCAAGGUCUUACCUUGCCAGCACACGUUCUGUAAACGCUGUUUGCUGGGCAUCGUUGGUUCCCGGAAUGAACUCAGAUGUCCCGAGUGCCGGACUCUGGUUGGCUCGGGUGUGGAGCAGCUUCCAAGCAACAUCCUGCUGGUCAGACUUCUGGACGGCAUCAAGCAGCGGCCGUGGAAGCCCGGCCCUGUGGGGGGCAGUGGCACCAACUGCACCAGCGCCUUGAAGACUCAGAGCAGUGCUGUGGCCACCUGCAGCCCCAAAGAUGGCCCGAGCUCACAGGGUGGACCCCAGCCGCGGGCGCAAGCCUGGAGCCCCCCGGUGAGGGGAAUACCUCAGUUACCAUGUGCCAAAGCGUUAUACAACUACGAAGGCAAGGAGCCCGGGGACCUUAAGUUCAGCAAAGGCGACAUCAUUGUCCUGCGGCGGCAGGUGGAUGAGAACUGGUGCCACGGCGAGGUUGGCGGGGUCCACGGCUUCUUCCCCACCAGCUUCGUGCAGAUCAUCAAGCCGUUACCUCAGCCCCCGCCCCAGUGCAAAGCACUUUAUGACUUUGAAGUUAAAGACAAGGAAGCUGACAAAGACUGCCUUCCAUUUGCAAAGGACGACGUUCUAACUGUGAUCCGCAGAGUGGAUGAAAACUGGGCUGAAGGCAUGCUGGCAGACAAAAUAGGAAUAUUCCCAAUUUCAUAUGUUGAGUUUAACUCCGCAGCCAAGCAGCUGAUCGAGUGGGACCAGCCCCCCGGGCCAGCGGUUGCGGCGGGCGAGGGCACCCCGGCCACCACCCCGAGCAGCACGGCCCCCAAACAGCCAGAUGGCAAGAAGAACACCAAGAAGCGGCACUCGUUCACCUCGCUGAGCAUGGCCAGCAAGGCGUCGCAGGCCGCCCAGCAGCGCCACUCCAUGGAGAUCAGCCCCCCGGUCCUCAUCAGCUCCAGCAACCCCGCGGCCGCGGCACGCAUCGGCGAGCUGGCCGGGCUCUCCUGCAGCGCGCCCUCUCAGGUUCACAUAAGUACCACCGGCCUGAUUGUGACCCCACCCCCCAGCAGCCCCGUGACCACCGGCCCCGCAUUCACGUUCCCGGCGGAGGCCCCUUACCCAGCCACCCUGGCAACUCUGAAUCCUCCUCUCCCCCCGCCCCCUCUCCAGGCGGCCACCCCCACGGGCACUGCUGUUGCUGCUGCCGCCGGGAUGGGCCCCAGGCCCGCAGCUGGACCCACUGACCAGACCACACACCCGCGGCCACAGCCCCGCCCCAGCGUGUAUGUUGCCAUUUAUCCUUACACUCCCCGGAAAGAGGACGAGCUGGAGCUGCGGAAGGGGGAGAUGUUUCUCGUGUUCGAGCGCUGCCAGGACGGCUGGUUCAAGGGGACAUCCAUGCACACCAGCAAGAUUGGGGUUUUUCCUGGCAAUUACGUGGCCCCCAUCACGAGGGCCAUGACCAGUGCUUCCCAAGGCAAAGUCCCCAUGUUGACGACUGGCCCAGUGAGUCGCGGGGGGGUCCCGGCCAACCCUCCCCCCGCAGGCGGACCUGCCCAGAAGUCCCCGGGGAAUGGCAUGGCUGGCGGUCCCGGGGUCCCCACAGCCGUGGUGUCAGCAGCUCAUAUCCAGACAAGCCCCCAGGCUAAGGUCCUGCUGCACGUGUCUGGACAGAUGACCGUCAACCAGGCCCGGAGCGCUGCAAGGACAGUCUCGGCGCACAGCCAGGAGCGCCCCACGGCGGCCGUGACACCUAUCCAGGUUCAGAGCACCCCGGGGCAGCCCCACCACCCCCUGGCGUCGCCGCAGCCCCCUGCCCCGCUGGGCCCCCCUGCCCACGCGGCUGCCAGCGGCCUGGGCCGUGUCGGAGGCCCCCUGGCCUGUGCCACAGCCCCAGCGAGCAUCCCCGCCGCCUCCCUGGAGCCUGAGCCCAGCGGCCGCCCCGCAACCCUGCUCCCGGGAACACCCACCUCCCCUGACAGCGGCUCGGCAGCCAGGCCAGACAAGGACGGCAAGAAAGAGAAAAAGGGGCUGUUGAAGCUGCUGUCUGGGGCCUCCACCAAGCGCAAGCCCCGGGGAUCACCGCCGGCCUCACCCACGCUGGAUGCUGAGCUGGGGGCCGAGCUGUCCUGCGGGCCCCCGGGCGCCCCCUGCGCCUGCCCCGGGCCCUGCGAUGCGGACGCCGUGGCCCCUGGCCCCCAGCGCAGGGCCUGCUCCCUGGACUCUGCCCCUGUGGCGCCACCUCCCCGGCAGCCCUGCUCAUCCCUGGGCCCCGCGGCCAGUGAGGUGCGGCCCGCCGUGUGUGAGAGACACCGGGUGGUGGUCUCCUACCCACCGCAGAGCGAGGCAGAGCUGGAGCUCAAGGAGGGCGACAUCGUGUUCGUGCACAGGAAGCGGGAGGACGGCUGGUUCAAGGGCACGCUGCAGCGGAAUGGGAAGACGGGGCUCUUCCCUGGGAGCUUCGUGGAGAACAUCUGAGGAGCGCCGGGGCGGGACCGCAUCUGUCUCCACCUCCCUCCGAUGGCCUGCGGGCACUUCGCCCCUUUCCGUGGCCACCUGCCACCUGCCUUGUGCUGUCUGAUUCACUCCACAGAGGCACCUAGCUGAGACGGACAACUGUUUACAAGGCUUAACUAAUUUAUUUGCUUUUUUAAACUUGAAUUUUUCCUGUAAUAGAUGAAUUCUUUGGAUUAUGAUUUUGAGAAGUUAUUAAUUUAUGGAACAGUAGCCGAUGAGAGGCUGGGUGACCCCCUGUUGGGAGCAGCAGAGUCCCCUCGGUGCAGAAGAUGCCCCAGGGCUUCCCUGCUGGCUCAGUGGUAAAGGCGGCCCCACCCUCCCGGGCUCACUCCCCCGCUUUGGGUCACAGAUGCCGGGUGUCGCGCUUGGCUGUCUCUCUGGGAAGUCAGCGCCCGCAAGUGAACCCAAGGCACUGAGGGAGUCCCCGGGUGGCGAGGUGGGAACCUGUCUUUCUGGUUGGGCCUGGAGUCACCCCAGAACCCAGUCCUCACUUUAAUCGUGAGGGUCUCCGAUUUCCUAGGAGGAGGGAUAAAGCACAACCCUUGGGGAGCUCGUGUUCAGAGAUAGGUUUAGUUGCAUUAGAAGCGGCUCAGCUCUGUGGCUGGACAUCGAAGAACCGCGGUUGCGCCCUGUCUGCGGACAGCCCUGCAUGUCCCCGCGCUGUCACCGCAGGCGGCCUCCGUGUGUGGUGCAGAAGGGCCCCCUGAGGGCCACAGGCGUUCACGGGGCGCUUCCCAUGCCCCCCACCCCCGGGUGGGGCUGGACCCCACACAGAGGCCGCAGGGGACGCCGCGGCCCUGCGGCUGGGCCGGGCAGCCCCUCGUCUGCCCAGGUCACCCCGAGCUCCUGUCCCCAGGCGGCCGAGGCCAGGGCUGCGCCCCUUGCAGGACACGGGUGGGCUGAGCCCACAACGCCCACCGCCCCCACCCCAGCCAGCCACAUAGCCUGGCCCAGGGCCCCUCGCAGCCGAGCCAGGGAAGGGGCCUGGCAGCGGCAGAGGCUGCGACCACAGUUUUCUCGUGAGAAAGCAGAAACAAAACCCUUCUCAUUUUUUACCUUUAAGAAUUACAACUAGGGAGUCAAAACAUGAACUGAGAGUCUUCUUGCAAGCAGUUUUAUGGUCUUAAAGAGAUAUAUUAUGUGGCUGAAAUGAAAUCAUUCCUAAAUUAACCAUUUUUUAUAAGACACUGUACAUUAUGUUCCUGUGUAUUGAAUUUUUAAAAAAAAAAAUACUGGGAUAUUCAUGUAAUAUAUAAAGUUUUGGUGAAAUGAACUUCAGCUAGAAAAAAAAAGCUGCCAUCAGCUUUCAUCUGUGUAAGUUGACACCAAUGUGUCAUAAUAUUCUUUAUUUUGGGAAAUUAGUGUAUUUUAUAAAAAUUUUAAGAAGUAAAAAGACUACUACCGGAUAAGAUCACUUUUUUACCUGUCUUUUCUCCAUAUUUUAAGCUAUGUGAUUGAAGUACCUCUGUUAAUAGAUUCCUGGUAUGAAGUUGGUUAAAAUUUCAUCUGUUAAUAGAUCACUUAGAUAAUAUAAUGUAUGGGUUUUCUGUUGGUUUUUGGGCACAGUAGAUGGAGACUUUGUAACAAGGGCUUGUUACUUGGUGAUAGGGUAAUGAUAAAAUUGCAGUUUAUCAUUCCUUUUCAUGUUAAUAAUUUGAAGACUGGAGAAAAGGUUCAAGAUUAAAAUUUGAUGUUCAAACUUUA